AUGGACCCACUGAAUGAAUCACUGUUACAUUCGUUGCUUUAUCCACAAUCUGGUCAACCUAAAAAUCAAUUGAAAGCGGCUGUCAAGCUAAAAAAAACACUUUUUGUACGUAUCAAAACGAUUAACCAAAGAAAUUGUUUUGAUUGUAAUCGGAAAGAAAGUUUAAAAAAAAAAUCAACAAAAAUGGCAAAACGGACCUCCGAUUCUUUGGUCGCUGUGCACGAUUUGAAGCGGUCGAAAAAUGAAUUGGUUGCAUUCACAAAUCGAGACAAAGCGCUCCUUGAAGCCGGUGUCAAACGAACAUCGAAUCUGUUCUCGCCGAUAAUGCUGUUGGAAGGUCAUGAAGGAGAAGUAUUUUCAUGUGAAUUCCAUCCGGAAGGCGAACAUCUUCUCUCCACCGGUUUUGAUCGAAAAAUUUUGCUUUGGGAAGUGUAUGAUGAAUGUGAAAAUGUGAGCAUGAUGACAGGUCAUACCGGUGCGAUAAUGGAAGCUCAUUUUUCGACCGACGGUUCGAGUGUAUACAGCUGUGCCACAGAUAGAACCCUUUCCAUUUGGGAUGUGCCAACAUCACAGCGCAUGCGAAAGCUUAAAGGUCACACUGGUUUUGUGAAUUCACUUUGCGGUACCCGCAGAGGAAAUCCAACAUUGGUGUCAGGCAGUGAUGAUUGUACAAUUAAAAUAUGGGAUCCACGUAAAAAACAAGUGGUUCACACACUAGACAACAAAUUCCAAGUGACUGCCGUUUGUUUUAAUGAUACUGGUGAAUAUGUUGUGUCUGGUGGCAUUGAUAAUGAUGUAAAAGUAUGGGAUAUUCGUCAAAAUGAGAUCGUAUACACACUCAAAGGUCAUUCCGAUACAGUGACCGGUGUCACACUUUCGCCGGAUGGUUCGUAUAUUUUGUCAAAUUCUAUGGACAAUACGCUUCGUAUUUGGGAUAUUCGACCAUAUGCACCGGCUGAACGAUGUCUUCAAACAUUCAUGGGGCAUCAGCAUAACUUUGAGAAGAAUUUACUUCGAUGCAGUUGGUCGCCGGAUGGUGCUCGAGUAUCAGCCGGGUCGAGUGACCGUUUUGUUCAUGUUUGGGACGUUAGCACCGGUCGAAUCUUAUACAAACUACCAGGCCACAAUGGCAGUGUCAACGAUGUUGAUUUUCAUCCCACCGAACCCAUCAUUCUCUCUGGAUCGAGCGACAAAAAUCUCUACAUGGGUGAAAUUGACGCAUAAGAAUUAACAUUUUUCCACAUUUUUUUUUUUUAAAUUUUCAUUUAUUUUUUAAUUCAAAUAUUAUAAAAUAACAAAAAGAGAU
Molecule: messenger RNA, 1306 nt
Organism: Contarinia nasturtii (swede midge)
Lineage: Eukaryota; Metazoa; Arthropoda; Insecta; Diptera; Cecidomyiidae
Product: U5 small nuclear ribonucleoprotein 40 kDa protein
Exons: 4
Coding region: 1-1224 (407 amino acids)
Cellular component (GO): catalytic step 2 spliceosome
Molecular function (GO): protein binding; RNA binding
Source: RefSeq, a predicted model, not a curated record